Molecule: messenger RNA, 992 nt
Organism: Aethina tumida (small hive beetle)
Lineage: Eukaryota; Metazoa; Arthropoda; Insecta; Coleoptera; Nitidulidae
Product: chromobox protein homolog 1-like
Exons: 3
Coding region: 301-813 (170 amino acids)
Biological process (GO): negative regulation of transcription by RNA polymerase II; chromatin organization
Cellular component (GO): nucleus; pericentric heterochromatin
Molecular function (GO): chromatin binding
Source: RefSeq, a predicted model, not a curated record
GUCGAAAAUUAUAAAAAUAACGAUCUAAAACUGGCUAACUAAUUAAUAAACCACAAAUUACAAAAACCGACAACGAAAGUCCAUGGCAAAUAAAGCAGAAACCUGCACGCACCGGCGGCCAUUGGUUUCGUUUUGUUUGCGUGCAUUCCAAGCGCAGGAACGUACACAUUCUCAAGGCCUUUAGCAGUUUUGAAUCGGUCGUGAUUUUUAGGUUCGUUCUCACAAAUUUACCACCAGCACACGUUCGUUUGUAUUACCGUUCGUUCAUACGAUCUGCCCGUUGUUGCACCGACUCGAGCCAUGAGCGUAACACCAACCCCCGAAGAGUCGAACGUCCCUGAAGAGUACGUCGUCGAAAAAAUCAUCGACAGUCGCAUAAACGAGCAGGGUGUGAAAGAGUACUAUUUGAAAUGGAUUGGGUACGAUGACAAGGACAACACAUGGGAGCCGGAGGAGAACCUGGACUGUCCCGGCUUGAUAGCGGCGUUCGAGACGGAGAGGGCGGCCCAGAAGGAGCGGGAGAAGAACAAGAGGAAAGCGGCCAACGAUCCGGUGCCCGCCAAAAAGAAGAGCAGUGACGAAAAGAAGUGUCUUGGAUUUGACAGGGGAUUAGCAGCUGAAAAAAUUAUAGGCGCCACCGACAGUCCUGGUCAAUUAAUGUUUUUGAUAAAGUGGUCUGGUACAGAUGAAGCAGAUUUAGUGCCAGCAAAACAAGCCAACAUAAAGUGCCCCCAGAUUGUGAUACAGUUUUAUGAGGAACGGUUAAAAUGGCACUCACCUAGCUUAGAAGAAAACAACAAGCCUGUAGAUUAGAACGUCGUACAUUGUUAAUUUUAUAAUUAAUAACCUUUUUAUAAAAUUGUAGGGACAUUAUUUUCCCCUUCAAAUAUUUGGAAAAUUUCUUUAAGUUUUUCUGAUUAGUUAUUGUAAAUAUAUUUUUUUUUUAAUUUUAUUUUUACAAAAAUCUUAUUUUAUAAACAAAAUCCUAAUGA